AAUUAUAUAACGGUCGUAAAAUGGCUACGUAAAACUUGGAGAAAUUUUUGGUAAAACAUCUUUCGAACACAUCUAUUAUGUUAUUAUGCCAACAAAAUAAUAACAUUAUAUAGAUUUCUACCUAUCUACUCUUUCAUAGCUUGUGAAAAUAAUGUUGGAAAUUACUGCAAUUAGAAAGAAAAUUGUCCAUUUGUUCAGUGGUGCGACAAGAAAAUAAAUUUGAAUUCACACAUGUGUUAUACAAAUUUCAGUUGUUGAGUACAAAGCACAGCGGGAAAAUAAAAAGAAAUGGGCAUCGAAAGCUUUCUGGCACAAGGUUUGACUUCAGCAUCCGCGAGUGGACUUUCAUUACUCUUUCCGGUUCUCGCUGCGACACUUGCCUAUUUUCAUUACGAAGCGCUGGAUAAUGAAGCGCCGCCGAUCAACGUACCGUCAGAGAUGCUGUUGCCCUCGUAUCACUUUAUCGUGAUAGGUAGUGGUAGCGCAGGAGCCGUAGUUGCCAGUCGUCUAUCCGAGAUCGAGGAUUGGAACGUAUUAUUGCUGGAAGCAGGCGGUGACGAAACCGAGAUCUCGGACGUACCUUUAUUCGCUGGGUAUCUUCAACUGAGCCAACUAGACUGGCGAUACAAAACUGAGCCGCAGGGUGAUGCCUGCCUAGCGAUGGAGAACAGCCGUUGCAAUUGGCCUCGGGGCAAGGUGCUGGGCGGCAGCAGCGUGCUCAACUAUAUGCUUUAUCUAAGAGGUAAUAGUCGCGAUUACGAUAUCUGGGAGCAGCAAGGGAACCCUGGCUGGGGCUCGCGCGACGUCUUGCAUUACUUUAAGAAAUCAGAGGACAAUCGGAACCCUUACUUGGUUCGCACGCCGUAUCAUUCCAGCGGGGGAUAUUUAACGGUGCAAGAGGCACCGUGGCAUACACCACUAGCGGCGGCCUUCGUCCAGGCUGGUCAGGAGAUGGGCUACGAAAAUCGCGACAUCAACGGCCAAUUUCAAACGGGCUUCAUGAUCGCCCAAGGUACUAUCAGACGAGGCAGUCGUUGCUCAAGUGCAAAGGCUUUCCUGAGGCCCGCCAGACUCAGGAAGAAUCUGCACGUGGCGAUGCACGCGCACGCCACCAAGGUGCUGAUACAUCCGAAAACGAAGCAUACUUACGGGGUAGAGUUCGUCAGAGACGACAAGGUCUUUCGUGUACGUGCAAAGCGGGAGGUAAUAGUGUCCGGAGGCACGAUAAAUUCCGCUGCCUUAUUGAUGUUGUCGGGGAUCGGACCGAAGGAACAUUUGCGAGAGCUCGGGAUUCCCACGAUUCAAGACAGUAGGGUCGGUUACAAUUUGCAAGAUCACAUUGGACUUGGGGGUUUGACAUUCAUGGUUAACAAAGAGAUUUCGAUGAUGGAGAAACGGGUGCAAAAUGCCCAGGCGGUGAUGCAGUACGCUGCGCUGGGUGACGGGCCGCUAACGGUGCUCGGAGGCGUCGAGGGAAUCGCCUUCGUCAACACCAAAUACGCGAACGCUUCGCUCGACUUCCCCGACGUCGAGCUACACUUUGUUUCCGGCUCGACCAAUUCGGACGGAGGGACGCAGAUAAGAAAGGUGCACGGGCUAACGAAGCAGUUCUACGACGCCGUUUUCAAGCCGAUCAACGACAAGGACACGUGGAGCGUGAUUCCCAUGUUGCUGCGACCAAAGAGUCGCGGCGUGAUCAAGCUGCGCAGCAAAAACCCGUUCGAAUACCCUCUUAUCUAUCCGAAUUACUUCAAGGAACCCGAGGACAUCGCCACGUUGGUCGAGGGAGUCAAGAUCGGCGUGGCUCUGAGCAGAACUGAAGCCUUCAGGCAAUUCGGGAGCGAGCUCAACUCGCGGCAGUUUCCAGGAUGCGAACACAUACAGCUGUACACCGAUUCUCAUUGGGAAUGCAUGAUCAGGUACUACAGUGCCACGAUCUAUCAUCCAGUAGGAACAUGUAAGAUGGGCCCCUACUGGGAUCCCGAGGCCGUCGUCGAUCCGCAGCUCAGAGUCUACGGUGUGACUGGGCUUCGUGUGAUCGAUGCCUCAAUUAUGCCUAACCUGGUGAGCGGAAACACCAAUGCUCCUACGAUCAUGAUCGGCGAGAAGGGAUCCGAUCUCAUCAAAGAAUAUUGGUUGAAGUGGAAGAGCAGAUCCGAGCAGCAGCAGCAGCCUACACGCAAAGAAAUGACUUACGUACCAUUACUUCGCGUGUGGUACAAUACAACGGCAUGGUAUCGUUCUUUUCGUCCUGUAAUGCUGUUCGACAAUGAAGAAAUCAAUCUCAAGAUAUUGGCUACUCAUCAAGUCUCGUCCCACACCUAUUGUACCAUUAUGCCCCACGGCCUAAUGUGCCGUUAUGCCCCCAAUCACCGUGCUUCUGAUUGCAGUAUCGCAGUACUACAUACGUUGGCCAUGUCCUUAGCUACGAUGAUCUCCUAUGUGACGUUGGGGUAUCUCAUUACUAAUAUGCGUCCAGAUAUCGUAGACAAGAAGAAUCGUAUACAAACGACAUCAACGGAAAAACUGUUGGUUGAGUACGAUUACGUGAUAAUUGGCGGUGGAUCAGCAGGAGCUGUAUUGGCCAGUCGAUUGUCGGAGGACGAAAGUUGCACCGUGCUUCUGCUCGAAGCCGGCGUUGACGAAGUGCCUUCGUCCGACGUACCUUGGUACUUUUCGUCUCUGCAACGUACGUAUCUGGAUUGGGAUUUCAAAACGGAGCCGUCGUCCAAUUAUUGCUUGGCAAUGCAUAAUCAUCAAUGCAGCUGGCCACGUGGCAAGGUGUUAGGUGGUAGCAGCGUGUUAAACGCGAUGCUUUACAUUCGCGGUAACAAAAGAGACUACGAUUCUUGGGCGGCUCUCGGUAACGCGGGCUGGGAUUACGAGAGCGUUCUGCCGUAUUUCAAAAAGUCAGAAGAUGUCAGAGUCGAGGAACUCUCCAGCUCGUCUUACCAUGAGAAAAAUGGAUACUUGACGGUGGAAUAUUUCAAGUACAAUCCACCGAUGGCCGAAUAUAUCGUUAAAUCCGGCGAGGAGUUGGGAUACAAAGUGCGCGAUGUUAAUGGCGCAAAUCAAACGGGUUUUACAUAUUCCUUCGGUACUUUGAGGGAUGGAUUGAGAUGCAGUACUGCUAAAGCUUACCUACGACCUGCCUCAAAGAGGAAGAAUCUGGACGUCAGCUUGGAGUCAUUCGUGGAGAGGAUAUUGGUGAAAGAAGAUGACACAUCGAAGAUGGCACAUGGGGUGGUGUUUCGCAAGGGUAAGAGACGUUUCACAGUUGGUGCGAAACGCGAAGUGAUUCUCUCCGCGGGUACGAUACAGUCGCCGCAACUUUUGAUGCUGUCGGGAAUCGGGCCGAGGCACCAUCUCGAGAAGAUGAAGAUAUCUGUGGUGCAUCAUGCACCCGGUGUAGGACAAAAUCUUCAAGAUCACGUGGGAAUGGGCGGGAUGAUCUAUAUCGUUGAGCCUUCGCACAGCACGUCCGAGCGAAACAAAUUUACAAUAAGACAAUCUCGAGUUAGAAAUUUGAGUAAUAUCCGAGAAAUGAUAUUGAACAGUUCUGGCCCGCUCUAUACGUCUGUGUACAGUGCCGGAAUGGCGUUUGUCAACACUAAAUACGCAGACGGGGUCGAUUAUCCGGAUGUACAGCUGAUUUUCUCAGCUUUCUCAGAUUACGGAAGUAUCACAGCAAAUAUAUAUGGGAUUGAGUCGAGCACCGCCACUGGCUUGUAUGGAAAUAUUACAGACGACGUUGAAGCUUUCGGAAUUAUGCCGAUUCUUUUAAGGCCACGCAGCAAAGGCUUCGUCGCGCUCAAAUCGGCCGAUCCGGAUGAUGCUCCCAUCAUUGUUCCAAAUUAUUUCAAGGAUCCUCGUGAUCUCCAAGUUUUAGUGGAAGGCGUGAAAUUUAUAGAUAAGAUGAGUCAGACUAGUCUUAUGCGCAAGUUGAAUGCACGGCUAAACCCGAAUCCAAUACCAGGAUGCUCGCAGUAUGUCGGCUCGUUGGACAAGUAUUGGACUUGCUACGUACGUCAUUUCACAGCGACGAUAUAUCAUCCCACUGGCACUUGCAAGAUGGGCCCAGCCAACGACCGCUACGCCGUUGUUGACUCCAGACUAAGAGUUCACGGAAUCGCGGGGUUGCGAGUGAUCGACGCGUCGAUCAUGCCGAGCAUAGUCUCGGGAAAUACUAAUGCACCGACGAUUAUGAUAGCGGAAAGGGGCGCCGAUAUGAUAAAGGAAGAUUGGUCAGGUUUCGGCAAACGCUAGAGAUCGCAUUUGACGAACAGAUCGAUAUAAGGUGGACGCUAACUUUCGCCUUAUUAUACAUAUAGUAUAGUAUUGUAUAUGGUAUAUUUGCAAUCUUCUCGAGCGAAGUAAAAACAAAACCAAAAAACUGCUUCAACUUUAAUUGCGUUUCUCAAUUGUGCCGACGGUAACGACGCUUAUUAUACGACGAUGAUUGGCACUUGUCUAGAAACAUUUAGAAAGUGUUUGCGCAACGUUUUAUACGAAGUGCUUUCGUUGCACGUGCGAUAGUAUUGCAGAGCGCUAAUUGUUAGGUCACUAAUUUGUUAAGCGAGAAAAAGAGUGUAAGAAGAUUUUUCUUUGUAUUCUCUCUUUUUUCACACGAGCUUUUAGUUAUUCAGCAGGCUGUUUGCGCACGUGAAUGUGCGUGCGUGCGCGUACGUAAUUCUAAACUAUAUUUAUAUCGAGGUUUAGGUGAUAAACGACGAAUUGCAUGUACGUAAUGAGAUACAAAGGUGUUUACUGGCAUGUGAUAAGUUAUCAAUUUGAAAAAUGUGAUUCUCGUGCAGUCCAAAAUUGUUGAAAGUACACUUAAUCAAUUUGCAUCGUAACGAUGUAACAUACGAGUAUACGAUACGCGUCACAUAUGCAUACAUCGAUUCACGGCUCCGAGCAAUAAUUUUUAUGACAUUACGAUAAGGCCAGAAUUCUUUAAAUUCGUCUGUCGUCGAAAAUUAGCACUCGUGGUGCAGGAUAUGAUCUAUUGUGAAUCCUGUUGCAAUGUAUUGUAUCGUAUCUAUUGCGUACGAGUAUAUUGAUAGCGCACAUAACUACUUGAAAAUCCUGCACCACAUGCCCCGGUAGGCGAUCGAAAAAUAUGUAUAUAUCGAUUUUCUGUAUAUUUACAUUUUCAUUUAUCCUUGAAAUUCCACGAAAGAUUGCAAUUAAAAUCGUGACUGCCUUAUCAGUUUACAUUAUCUCAAGUCUUGCCGAUUUGAAAAAUCGCUGACCUAAUAGUAAUGUAAUGACGUAUAAUAUUACGUGUACAUGUAGAUAUGUACAUAUAAAACGUAUAAAUCAAAAAUAAUGUAUUGCAAUGAUAAAUGCAUCAUGAUGAAUUGCGUUGAAACGCGCACAUUUAUUAAAAACACUUGGCGUUGCUAAACCAAAUAUUUAGUAAUUACGCUUUUCUUCCUUCCUUCCAAGUAUUAAACUAUCUCUCUCUUUCUUUUGUGCAUGCGCGCACGUGUGGGUUAUGAAAUAGGAAUUAGAAUUAAUUGUAAAUUUAGAUUGUAUAUUUCAGCGGUUUAGCAGCGCCAAGCUUUUUUAAUAAAGAAUAAUGUCGUGAAUCAAGAUCGAUAUGUAUUCAACAAUUAAAUUAGAAAAGGCCAUCUUUUAAUAAAAUGUUUAUUUGUAUUUA
Messenger RNA from Vollenhovia emeryi, 5665 nucleotides. RefSeq lists its product as uncharacterized. NCBI's taxonomy places the organism in Eukaryota, Metazoa, Arthropoda, Insecta, Hymenoptera, Formicidae. The record is from RefSeq and is a predicted model, not a curated record. Gene Ontology annotation, molecular function: oxidoreductase activity, acting on CH-OH group of donors; flavin adenine dinucleotide binding. Bases 289 to 4266 code for a protein of 1325 amino acids. The transcript is spliced from 11 exons.